CGGUGGAGGCGGGCCCACUUCAGCUGCGACUGUCAAGAUUGGCAAAGCGGUGGCUGCUGCUGCUGUAUGCAGGUAAAAGGAGCAAGCGACAAGAGGAAAAACAAGACCUGGAAAACAUUCAUCCUGGCAGAAAGCGAGGAGUGCAAUGGGAACGUGGGAGCCCUUUUGUGCGAAAUAGUGUGAGGAGAAGAGGUUUUAAAUUCGCGUGUGAAACUGCAACACCUCUUGGUAGCCUUAGCGGAAAGUGUCGCUUUGUGAGUGGAAGCAACUUGGACAGCUGCGUGUUUUCAAGAGGAGCCAUCAACAAAGAAUGAAAGCGUUGAAACGAGCUCUGCAGGAUAACCACCAUCCCGAGCAGGAGCACUCUUCGGCCGUGUCGGACAGCGAUGACGGCUCCCCGCUCGACCUGUCAGGGAGAGGGGUCCUCGGGAAGCGCCGUCGCCGCGGCAACCUGCCCAAGGAGUCGGUUCAGAUCCUCCGCAGCUGGCUGUACGAGCACCGCUUCAACGCAUACCCAUCGGAGCAGGAGAAGCUCAGUCUUUCGAACCAGACUAAACUGUCUGUGCUGCAGAUCUGCAACUGGUUCAUCAAUGCCCGCCGCCGCCUUCUGCCUGAUCUGCUUCGCAAGGAUGGCAAAGAUCCCACCAAGUUCACCAUCUCCCGUAAGAUCGUCGGUAAAACCGAGGCCCAUCAGUCAAACAGAGGCGAAGCCGGCUCUCCCGAAAUCGGUGCCUCCGCUCACUGCCCUCAGCCGCGUCCAUCGGUAAUCCGCUCCACGCCCGCUUUGGACCUUAGCCUACUGGGGAACACGGCGACAGCCAUCCUCACCGGAGCGGGCUAUCCUGGAAAGGAAGGGUGUGUGCAGGCACUCAUGAAGCUGGACACGCAAAGCCUGUUGAGGGAAGCCGAUGAAAGAGGCGCCCACUCAGCUGGCCCAACAACAGGCAUCACUGUAGCUGCAAGCCACUCCAGCGGCCUUCUCAACACGCCUCCCCCGACUCCACCCGAGCUCUACCCGGGUCACGACUUCAGUGACCUGAGGCUGCUGGUUGAUGCCGCUCUACAGAGAGCUGCAGAGCAGGACCUGCUCAAGGAGAGCCAAAGCAAACCAGCAGAGCCUUUAAAUGCCAUACCGGUGGGUGCAAACGAAAAGGGCCCAACCCCGCCUCCAGAGGAACAGGUCAUGCAUCCUUCCAGAGUGCAGAGUCUGAUGGAGAAGGCCAUGUCUGUUCCAGAGCCGGUCAAAUCUCCAACAGUUGCUGCUCCACUUUUGCUCCCAGCCUCCAGGUUAUCCCCUCUACCAGUAAACAAAGUGAUGUGGAGCCCCUUAGAUAAAGACACUGUCAGAGCAUCCAGCCCAAACCAACCUUGUCUCAUCCCAGCACACCUACCAGCUGUAGUGCCAGUAUCUGCCAUCAUCCUGGGGCAACCAGAGCUACAGAAACCUGCUGCCUUCCUAGCCGUUAACCCAAAGUCACCUCCAGCCUCAUGUCCUAUGAGUGCGUCUAAUCCAGCAAUGAGACCUGUCUCCAUACAAACCCCUUCAGCCCAGUCAGCCACCUCAGAUUCCCCCCCAGCAGCAGCUGUUGCAUCUCUAUUGACGUCUAGAGGAGACCUGCCCCACCUCCCGUUCCACAAGCCCCCCUCGAUCCCUGUGACUCCCCCCACCGUGCUGCCCACUUCACCCUCGGUCUCAUCCGCAUCUUCACCACCAGCGGUCCCGCCUCUCCUGAGCCUCGCCUCCCACCUCGCUCCUCAUACCUCAGGGAGCAGCGGCUCAGCCAUGGUGCCGAAGGUUUGGGGCAUGGUUCACGCCAACGCCAGGCAGGCCAGUUCACUCCAAGUGGUACAGACCCCCAUCAGCACGGUGUGGGGGCCGCAGCACAGCCUGCACACGCUGAGUGAAGCUGUCAACUAGAAGCUGUUGCUGUUUUUCUUUUUCUUCUUCUUUUUUUAUGUAAAAAUCUGAGGAAAAAAGCAAGGACAGGUGUGUUUUAUACGGCUGGACUUUAACGUUUAUAGGAGAAUGUAUCUUGGUCAGCCCCUUGACGUGAAGCCUGAGCUUGGCAUGAGUUGGAACUUUUAUCGUUUACCACAGAGAGGAAGGUAGAGACCGUAUCAUUCCUACACUCUUGAUGCCAUUCUGCAACGGAUUUUGAUGUCAUUCUGGGAUUUUGGGGUGUUACAAGAAUGAUCAAAUAGGAAAGAAUUCCUGAAUUGUACAAACAUUUACCAGCCUUUCCAGUAGCAGCGCUGGACUUUAGUGAAUGUAAAAAAACAAAACAAAAAAAGGUGACCUCUCUGGAUAUGAACUCUGCUGCCCUUUAUUCAAUCUUCUGGAUAAAAAGCACAACAUUUUCUUAGAACUCUUUUAGUAAUGUGCAUUUAAAAUGUUGAAGUUGUUUUUCUUGUCUUUUUUUUUUUUCUUUUUUUAUAAAAUGAGCCUGUAAAUUUUUUUCUGACAUGGUUCUCUGCUUUUUUUUCUCCCCCUGCAUUUGGAAACCUGAGCCAAAGAAAAAUCGUUUCUUUUUCUUUUCUGACUUUUUCUAAGUCAGUGACUCCCUUGAUCCUCCUUACGGCCAAGCGGUUUCAUGAAUCGUCAUCUCAGCUGCUCUGUGCAUACUUUCUAGCACAAAUGCAUCAUUAACUCUUUACCGUUGGGAAGUUUCUAGUAUUUUCAGUUUCCAUUUAAAGCAGGUGUGUAGGUUGCUUUCUGUUGGAAUCCCUCUCGAUCUUCAUUUGGAGACCCGAUGCGUCGCCCAGAGUUCCCUGACGUUUGUGAGGCCUUAAGAGUUUCUGUUUCUCUGAUCCGAAUGUCGUAACGGAAAUCGAUAUUUCCUACAGGUUCUCGACAGAGCAGAUGUAGCACAUCUUUUUUUUCUUUUUUUUUUGUACGUCUAAAACAAGAAGUUUUUCCACAUCUGAUAGUUUAAAAGUGGCUUCUACAGAGUUUCUGCUAAUCCAUGCAGAUGUAGUUUCUGUGAAACUGUCUCUCACCCCCACCCCCCAAACAUUUUAUAUUGGUAGCUGUGAGUGUCUGUGUGGGAGUUUGGCAGAAGGCUGGACUCCUUUCUGGUCAAUACUGUAGCACAAUUAUUGAUUAAUGUUUACCAGGUCACAAAGCUGUGUUUAGUUCAGUUCUGUUGUAUUAGUGUGAGUGGUUGUGGACAGAAGAACAUAUGUUUGGGACUUACUUUUACUUUUGCCGAGCAAUGAACACUGCCACCAUUCCAAAAAAAAAACCCUCCAAACAUUUCUCCCAUAUUUUCUUCACCGUGUUCCACUCUGUGCCACAAAGUUAAGGUUAAUGUUUGCUUUGGUUGCAGAAGCAGAGUAGGCCGGUGUUCAUUUUAUACCUCAGUUGUACACAACCGAUGUCGGGCAUAAGUUAUAGUUACAUUUUUCAAACUGCAUAAAUACACUGUGAUGAUGCCUUCGAGGUCAUAAUACUGGGAAAGGCUGGCUAAGAUUUUAAGUAGCGAGGUUUUAGAUGUAAGCUGACACUUCUGAGAAAAAAAACAAUGUGCUAAUGUAAAUAUGUGGAAGGUCAAGGUUUUACUUUUAUUUUAUUUUUUUUGUUCUUAUUUACUAGCAUGAGAUUAAUUCUCAAAAUGUAGUUCCUGUCCAACCAAAUGCAUUUUGAACAUUUUCUUUUUCAAGUUCAUGUUACAAAUUAUGACUCCAGGCAGUGUGACUGGCUGCUGUGCCUUAAGCCUUUGAAUGAGGGAGAAAGUCCCGGUUUUCUUUUUUUUUUUUUCUUACUUUUAUUUUUUUUUUUAAAUAUGUAUUAAAAACUCAAUAGUCUGUGCAAUAUACGCCUUAAACUUUAAAUGUCUGUUUUUUUGUAUGAACAUUUCAAAGAAAUAAAGGUUCAGUUUUUUUCA
Xiphophorus maculatus (southern platyfish) is the source of this 3884-nucleotide messenger RNA. RefSeq names its product proline-rich protein 36-like. Gene Ontology annotation, molecular function: DNA-binding transcription factor activity, RNA polymerase II-specific; RNA polymerase II cis-regulatory region sequence-specific DNA binding. Bases 311 to 1918 code for a protein of 535 amino acids. The transcript has 3 exons. Gene Ontology annotation, biological process: regulation of transcription by RNA polymerase II. The record is from RefSeq and is a predicted model, not a curated record. Lineage: Eukaryota; Metazoa; Chordata; Actinopteri; Cyprinodontiformes; Poeciliidae.